Messenger RNA from Wyeomyia smithii (pitcher-plant mosquito), 1151 nucleotides. RefSeq lists its product as uncharacterized. The record is from RefSeq and is a predicted model, not a curated record. Gene Ontology annotation, molecular function: protein binding. Bases 32 to 1129 code for a protein of 365 amino acids. NCBI's taxonomy places the organism in Eukaryota, Metazoa, Arthropoda, Insecta, Diptera, Culicidae. The transcript is spliced from 2 exons.
GACGUCAGUAUGCAAGAAACCUAACUGCAGAAUGGAAACGUUCUACCGUUCAGUUUUCCUUUUCUACAUUUGUGUGACCUCUUUCCAUCUCGUCGUGAGCUGGUACUACAACUGCUUCGUGGAUACCAACGUUCUGCUGCAAGACGGUUGUAACCUGAAGAACAUCGUCAUAGACAAGCUGACCGACACGAAUAACAUUUACUUUCCACCAACCAACAUUAAUUUUUUCGCGUCGAACUUUUCCUCUUUCUCACCAGCCCUCGGGCAAAGGUUCUCCGACGAAACGGAAUAUGUUAAUCUCUUCAACUGCCAAUCACCGACGGUGGCGAUACCGCUGACGUUCAAGCGAUUGGGAAUAUUUUUCAAUAACCUUGAGAAGGUGUUGGCGAAUUACAACCAACCGAACCAGUUGGAGCAGCUGAGCAUUGUGGGGACGCGAAUUUCGGAGAUUCGUUUUGUGGAGGUACUGAAUCGUUUGCAAUUCCUGCGGAUCCAGAAAAAUUUCGUUAGAUUCGUCAAUUUCGAGCGGUUUCGGAACCUGCCGCAGCUGGAAAUCAUUGAUCUCAGGGAUAACCGCAUUUCCACUAUCGAACCCGGGCUUGGGCCUAUUUCGUUACCUCAACUACGAGAACUUCACCUCAGCGGAAACUAUCUGAUCGAAUUGGACAGUGGUUUGUGGAGCUUUCCGAUUUUGGUAGUGCUGAAGUUGAACACGAAUUUUUUGAAAUCCUUAAAUUUACCGGAGCUUGAGAGAUCGAUGCCGCUGCUCGGAGAGAUUACUUUGAGUCAGAAUCUUUGGAACUGUAAACGAAUCGAUGAGAUUGUGGAGUAUUUUUAUCAACACAACGUUAGCUAUGUUUACGAUGUUGAGGAGCUGGGCUGUAAUUCGUUCGACUAUUUGGAGUACGUGAGUCUGUCAGCAAUUGAUGAAGUUUCCAUUGGCAAAAAAGCGUUGAAUAGCCUAACCAGAGCCGCUAGUAUGUACUUUGAGGAUGCGAAAUCCACGAUGUUGGCUGAAUUGCAAACGAGGAAUCGAAAGGUAGAGGAUGAGCUGCGUGAUUUGAACGCUGGAGUGGAUGAAAUAAGCCGCAAGUAUAGUAGUUUAAAAAAGUUUAUUAAUGAUAUAUAAAUUUGUGAAAUAUAAUUUUAAA